Molecule: messenger RNA, 1459 nt
Organism: Laetiporus sulphureus 93-53
Lineage: Eukaryota; Fungi; Basidiomycota; Agaricomycetes; Polyporales; Laetiporaceae
Exons: 1
Coding region: 481-1155 (224 amino acids)
Source: RefSeq, a predicted model, not a curated record
UGUCGAUGCUCUCGUGUCCCGCGGAAAUCUUGUUCGCCUGUACAGCGAGUUGAUUUUCUCGGGUAUGCGAAGAUGUGGCUCACUUCGGAUACUACUACGUUCAAAUUGAGGAGAUCGCAACAGUCGUCCGCUGCCGCAUCUCAGCAUGCGGGCAUUGUGACGAGCAACGGUGAUGCCAACUGUCCCUUAUUGUUCUUGUAGUUGUUCCGAAAGAGGGACGCUUAUAUUCAUUCUAAAGCGUCGGCAUCUAAUCGGCAGAAGGAAAACUGAUCGGUCAAUACAGCACCGUCUCAGCGCUGAGCGUCAAAGUUCCCUCCAUUGUUGCUUCCAACCGCAUUGUUCCCUUUCUCUUUUUCUCUUCAAAUACCUCUCAUCGACCCUCAUCCCAUCUCAAAUAGGCAUCCUCAUCCAUCCCCUGGCAAUACACAGAACACACAUAAUUUCUCUACAUUCAUAUCGUUAUUCAUAUUUCCGCACAACAUGCAAGCCAUCCCAUCCCAUCGCAUCCACUCCAUCCACGGCUCCUUUAGCCCCGGCUAUACGCAUGUACGACCAGUAUCGGCAGCGCAAGCAUUGUCCUUCACAUAUCUGCCAAACGUCUCCGUCGCCUCGGCGCGCGGACGAGGAUUCGCUCUUCCGAUGAGCCCCGAACGUUCGGCAUCGAUACAUGCGCCAUCGUCGGGCUCUCGCUCUCGGGUCGUAGCGUAUCAUUAUCCGCUGAGCACUCGCCGUGCUCCACCACCACCACCAGCACGCAUCCCACGCACCACGAUGACGAGCAUUGAAGACCCAUUCAACGACGAGUGCGUAGAACUCGUGAGCCCCCUACCUCGUGCGGCACAACCAUCGUCCCCAUCCCUGAUCGCUUCCCGAACACGCUUGUCCCCCGCCACGAUCCCUGAACCGUCGGUAUCCGAGACAACCUCCAACAUCGUCGCGUUAUUGGACCCACCCACCUCACAUGCCCCGAUGUCUGUGCCUCCCGGCAUCGAGCAGACUCCAGCGAUUCAGCUCUUUGCAAGAGGCAGGCUGGUCGCCUGCGUACUACUGAGCCGCAACUGCGGACGACCACUGCGGAGACGGCCUGAUACUGCUGGCACGGGUAGGGCGUACGUGAGGAGCUGUCUCUCGAAGAUGGUCGAAGUCGAGGUGUAGUCAUCGGCGUGUCGUGCAAAAUCUCGGUUCAUUUUCCAUCAUGAUACAAAUCUGCCUUGCAUUUUGUCAAUAUCACCAUAUCCCAUCACAUCCAGCAUUCUCCUCUCGGGUUUCGGCGCUUUUCUUCGCUUGCACGACGCUAGGUCUCGUUGUACGAGUACAUGUAAAAAUACGCGUAAUCUUCAUCGCAUCCUUCAUUUUGAUGAUGUAUCAUACAAUGCUGCUCUCGUAACAUAGCCCUAUUCUCCGUUUAUAAUACAUAGCAACUGGCGUUGUUGAACAGCUGCCUAGACGGUCGCGUCCC